CACAUUGGGUGGAAAUAACAAAAUAAACGGAAUGAUAGUGUAAUAAUGGAUUCGGUAUACCUCGUGACACUCUUUUUGUAUAUUAGAUGUCAGACUAAUGCUGAAGAAGUGACCUGUUACAACAAGUACAACCAUGGUCAAAACUAUGUAGGUAAUGUCAGUAAAACAGUAUCAGGAAAACCAUGUUUGAACUGGAAAGUAGUCAAUUCUGCAUAUAUAAACCUUCACGAAAAACAUACCUACUGUCGAAAUCCACUACCAAGAGAGGCUUAUAGACCAUGGUGUUAUACAGGAGCGCAUUUCGAAUUUAGCAAGUGCAUCAUCCCAGUCUGUGAUUGUAGAAAUUCAACAUCGAAUCAUGAUUACGACGGAAAGAUAAACAUCACCAGAAAUGGACAUACUUGUAUCCAUUGGGAUAGAGCCAUUAGUUAUCGUUCUCAACAGGAAAAUUCCUGCAGGACACCGCCAGGAGAUUCCUAUAGUGUUAAUGGACCUUGGUGUUAUGUUGAUACGAAAGGAAAACGGGAUAUUUGUAAUGUACCUAUAUGUGAUAGUGCAUCUUGUCCAUUUCUGUCUUAUCGGCCACAUUUACAAACACAGGAUAAUAAGGAUUCAUACAGAUAUGGGGAAACUGUGAACCUUGUAUGCGAAACUGGAUACAAACUAAACGGUUUCAAAAACCUAUCAUGUCAAGAGUCUGGUGAUUGGAGCAAUGCAAUACCAACAUGUGAAGAUGUUACAUGCCCUGGUUUCUCAAUUGAACUCCAGCAAAGCUGGCACCCAGUUAAACGAUUAUACAUGUAUAAUGACAUUGUCACGUUGACUUGUGAUGAAGGAUAUGAUUUGACGUCAUCUGCAAAUAUUACAUGUCAGUCUAAUGGAAUAUGGAGUGGCAUUCAACCAAAUUGCACAGGUGUUUUAUGCUCUCCGUUACCUAAGAUUGACAGCGCCUUACUACCAAACCAGACAAAAGAAUAUCGAUAUCCUGACACAUUUAAAGUCACUUGCGAAACUGGUUAUGAAGUUGAAGGUGCUGAUCUACUCCAGUGUAAUUCAACUGGAUCUUGGAGUUCUAUACCACGAUGUACAAGUAUAGGUAACAGUGAUAACAUAUAUGAUGAUGAAUUUCAUUUGAAAUGUAAAUGA
Molecule: messenger RNA, 1146 nt
Organism: Mytilus trossulus (common blue mussel)
Lineage: Eukaryota; Metazoa; Mollusca; Bivalvia; Mytilida; Mytilidae
Product: beta-2-glycoprotein 1-like
Exons: 6
Coding region: 46-1146 (366 amino acids)
Source: RefSeq, a predicted model, not a curated record